CUGAGGCUCAGCUGCGCCGUCAGGUACGACACCUACCCCUUCUUCGACCCCUCCCUCCCGCUGCCCAGGACUCUGCUCAACGGCUCGGCCGCCAACAGCCUGUCAGCACCUCCGCCGAUCGUCGCUCCGUCUGGAAACAAUAAACACGCAACAAAAGUUGUUCUUAUAAUUGCCGUCACUGUGGGUGCUGGAGGGGCGAUUGUGCUUUUCGCCAUUUGCAUUUAUCUCUUCAUGGGUAAAGUUGCUAGAGAUGCACAAUAUAAACAGAUAAGGUCCAUAUCGUUUGAUCUGAAAACGCUUUGUACGGCCACAAAUAACUUCGCUAUUCAAAAUAAGCUCGGAAGCGGUGGAGCUGGAAUGGUCUACAAGGGAACGCUACCGGAUGGACAGGAAAUAGCAGUGAAGAGGUUUUCCGGAGCAUCGCAUCAAGGGAUAACAGAGUUAGGAGUUAUCGUCUUGAUUGCAAAGCUCGAGCAUCCGAAUCUUGCCAAGUUGAUCGGCUUUUGCUAUGAAAAAAUGGAAAUGCUUCUGGUUUGUGAAUAUCUGCCCAAUAAAAGUCUAGACAACUACUUGUUCGAUCCCAACAGGCGAGCACAACUAGACUGGCGAAUGCGCUACAUGAUCAUCAGAGGAGUCUGUCAGGGUCUUCUUUACCUUCAUGAAGAUUCACAGCUGACGAUCAUCCAUCGAGAUCUAAAAGCAAGUAAUAUCUUGCUAGAUAAGGACAUGAAUCCUAAAAUUGCAGAUUUUGGUCUCGCAAAGCUUUUGGGUAGCGAUAAAACCCAUGAAAUCACUAGAAAAAAUGCUGGUACAUUAGGAUAUAUGGCACCUGAAUAUUACAAUAAGGGGCAAUUUUCAAAGCAAUCGGACGUGUAUAGCUAUGGUAUAUUGGUCUUAGAGAUUGUAACUGGAGAAAGAAACAGUGAAUUUGAAGGAUCAAGCGACGCUCUGUAUCUUUCAACCUAUGUAUGGAAACACUGGAGAAAUGGGAAGGGACUAGAUGUCGUCGAUAAAAGUCUAGGUAAUCUGUAUGAACAAGACGAAGCAUUAAAAUGCAUCCAGAUUGGGCUACUUUGUGCACAACAUGACCGCGCAAAGCGACCCAGCAUGAGUCAAGUCUCAUCCAUGCUUGAUGGUCCCAAUGAAAUAUCGGAACAACCAUGCGAGCCUGGGUACGUGCCAGUGGUUGACAACACUACAGUUAUUAGCUCACCCGAACAAGAACAAGCGCCAUUCAAUACAUACAGGGCCAUUCAAGAACGAGAAACCGUGUAGGUUACCAAGGUGUUAGUUCCUAUAUAAGUUUUUUCUAAUGAGGUUGAUGGGCCUAACCUACAAAUAUGUGGAUGUUGAGGAAGAAACAAUUUCAAUUUUUAUUCAAGUGUAUGAUUUUAAACAUUAUUGUUAGUUCGAGUGGCUUGAAUUUGGCCAUUGUUUGUAUAAUUACGCUGUGAGCUCGCUGGACGUGUAUACUGUUAUCUUUUGCAUUGCAAUGUUGAUACUAAGAUACUACAAGUAGUA
Molecule: messenger RNA, 1521 nt
Organism: Ananas comosus (pineapple)
Lineage: Eukaryota; Viridiplantae; Streptophyta; Magnoliopsida; Poales; Bromeliaceae
Product: cysteine-rich receptor-like protein kinase 8
Exons: 8
Coding region: 232-1275 (347 amino acids)
Biological process (GO): protein phosphorylation
Molecular function (GO): protein kinase activity; ATP binding
Source: RefSeq, a predicted model, not a curated record